CAAUAAUAAAGAAUCAGAGAUAUGGGGCUCUCGGCUUCAAAGCGAGUCGCACUCGCUCUUCACAACUCGCCCGAGUUCAACGCAGCAUCUGAGUCAGCAUACACUCAGUGCCUCUCUCUAGCCCAGCACGCCUUCCCCGGAGUCAAAACCUACCAACUCUUCACCGCCACGGAAAACCUCCACCACACCCUAUUCCGUUCCCUCCCGCUCAUCUCCAAGUGGGUUCCGCAUCCCCCGAACCGGGAGCAGGUUGACCGGGCUUGUAAGAUUGUUCUUUCUCGCCGGUCAGUUCGACAGGUUGACAGUGACGAGUCAUUGCUUGAUGAAGUGGAGUUCAAAGCGUUCGCCAUGGAGGUUUUUACCGACGCUGUCGUCUCGAACGCUGGGAAGGAGGUUUUGAAGCGAGUGCCACUUGGGGUUGCUGGGAUUGCUGGCGUUGGGUUGAUUGUGAAGCCCGGGAAGGAAAUUCUCGGGGCAGCAAUUGGAGCGUACGCGCUGGGUGUUGCGACUUCGAUUUAUCUCAGCCUAGCAGGUUAAUGUAAUUUCUGGUGUUGAAGGAUUCCAGCAAGUCAUUAAAAGUUCAAUAUAUGCCUCAGAUUGGUUUAAGUGAAAAUAAAAGUUUUAAUAAAUUUUAACUCUCGUUUGGCUUUCAUUU
Messenger RNA from Olea europaea var. sylvestris, 655 nucleotides. RefSeq lists its product as uncharacterized. The transcript has a single exon. The record is from RefSeq and is a predicted model, not a curated record. NCBI's taxonomy places the organism in Eukaryota, Viridiplantae, Streptophyta, Magnoliopsida, Lamiales, Oleaceae. The coding region runs from base 22 to 537 and encodes 171 amino acids.